Dinoponera quadriceps is the source of this 4115-nucleotide messenger RNA. RefSeq names its product E3 ubiquitin-protein ligase AMFR (gene sip3). Gene Ontology annotation, molecular function: ubiquitin binding; ubiquitin protein ligase activity. Gene Ontology annotation, biological process: protein K48-linked ubiquitination; endoplasmic reticulum unfolded protein response; ubiquitin-dependent protein catabolic process. Bases 94 to 1893 code for a protein of 599 amino acids. The transcript is spliced from 7 exons. The record is from RefSeq and is a predicted model, not a curated record. Gene Ontology annotation, cellular component: ubiquitin ligase complex; endoplasmic reticulum; cytosol. NCBI's taxonomy places the organism in Eukaryota, Metazoa, Arthropoda, Insecta, Hymenoptera, Formicidae.
GACCGUAUCGGACUAAUAUUGGUUGAAACUUGUUUCAUCCAGAUAUUCGGAAAGUGCUUCUACGAUCGAAGAGUCUCCAAGAAUCUUCCAAUCAUGCCGAUGGAAUUUUUGGAACGGUUUCCGGUCCCCAGCCUACGUGUCUACACCACCAUAAGCUUUGCUACACUCUUCUGCUCCAUAUAUUAUGCUGCGCAGAUAAUUAAGGAUCCCGCUUGGAGGACAAAUCACACGUACAUCGACGUAGGUGUUAACGCUAUCGUCCGAGACGAUGCGAGCGACCCAAGGAGCCUCGGCACGCACCUGAAAGAACUGCUGGAAUGUAUGAUGGAUGAGCCUGUCUGCAUAUGGACUUCGGUCAACAUGGCUCAUUGUGUGCUGAUUCUCCUCGCCAAGUUCAUUCAGAAGCUGGUGUUCGGGGAGCUGCGUGCUUCAGAGCUACAGCAUCUAAAGGACAAGUUCUGGAAUUUUGUCUUUUACAAAUUCAUCUUUGUUUUUGGCGUCUUGAACGUCCAGUACAUGGACGAGGUGCUGCUCUGGUGGGCAUGGUUCACGGCGCUCGGCUUCCUGAGUCUUUUCAGCCAACUCUGCAAGGAUCGAUUCGAAUAUCUGUCUUUUUCACCCACAACACCAGGAUGGAGUCACGCGCGCCUUCUUGGUUUGCUGGCGGCGAUAUUCGCACUAUCUUCCUUCAUGCUUCUAUUGUGCACCGCUGCAGCCUUUUUCUUCGUAUCUUUCAACACCUUCGCUUUCAUGGCAUCUGAGUGCAUCCUACUCGCAGUCCGUACUAUACACGUGAUAAUACGCUACGUGAUUCAUCUAUAUGACACACGUGGUGCUGGCACCUCGGCGCAACGCUCCUGGGACAAACGCGGUCCCUUGACCUACUACACGGAUCUGACCUCGGAAUUAAUCGUACUGGCGGUCGACUUUCUUCAUCAUGUUCACAUGCUUUUAUGGAGCAACAUAUUUUUGAGCAUGGCAUCAUUGGUGAUUUGCAUGCAGCUGAGGUAUCUGUUCUACGAGAUACAACGUAGGAUUACCAAACACAGGAACUAUUUGGCCGUGUUGAAUCACAUGGAGCAGAAUUACCCUAUGGCGUCGCAGGAUGAAUUGGCAGGCAAUUCUGAUAAUUGCGCAAUAUGCUGGGAGAAGAUGGACAGUGCUCGCAAAUUACCCUGCGCCCACUUGUUUCACAAUUCGUGCUUGCAGUCCUGGCUAGAACAGGACACAUCGUGCCCCACUUGCCGAUUACCCUUGAGUAUGCAAGCGAAUCAUCGAGAGAAUAUUCCGGAAAUGCCGCCCGAAUCGCAGACACCUACGAGAAGAAACGACAAUCACUUCUUCCAUUUCGACGGAUCGAGAUACGUGUCUUGGUUGCCGAGCUUCUCCGUCGAAGUCUCGCACAAUAGAUUGCGUGGCAACAUUUCCACAUUGGCACAUACCAAUUCUCAGAUGGAUGCUAUGGCGAGACAAGUGCAGCAACUUUUCCCUCAUUAUCCUCGCAACGUCAUCCUGGAGGAUCUUAGAAUGACCCGGUCGGUCGAGUGGACAGUUGAGAAUAUAUUAGAUGGGAUAUUAACUGUCCCGCAUCAUUUAAUCGAAGAACCACAAGCGGAAUCCGUCCCAACACAAACGACCAUGACAAAUAUUGUGCCCAGUUCUUCGGUCCAAAAUCCGUCGGACCCCAGACUCGAUAUUCCAUUUGCCGACAGUGGAGAGGAGCCCUCGAGUCUCGGUGGACGCUUUUCAAAGUCACCCGCUGAGAGAGAGAUCAUACUUCAGCGGCGUAAAGAACAUAUGCGAUUGACAGCGCGCAGAAGAUAUUUAGAAAAGCAUCGAAAAUCCGAGAACGAUGAGGCUUCAUACAGCUUGAAAAUGGUAAACCGCAGUUAAAAUUCGAAAGAUUAGGCGUGACAAAUUUUACUAAGAAUAUCGAGAGGUUGUAAAUUCGACGACAAGAUACACUCACGAACGGCUGUUGAGCCAACCACUCGAUGGCAUUGAGCAGUAGCGACAAGAGCUAUAAUGAGUCGAUUAAAUUGUAGUGUGGAAGAUGGAGCUAGAAUAUUUUUACGUAAUUUUACUUAAAUAUCAUGCCGGAGGUAAAACUUACCACGCAAAUGACGUGUAAUAUACAUCUGCUUUUCGGGGAAAUAAAUCGUUUGAAUUAUUAUUACACUUAUACAAUCCAACUUUGUUAGGCUUCGAUAAAAGAUUAUAAAGAUUAUAUUAUUGUUCAAGUUUUCAACGAGCUAAAGCUUCUUUUUUUUUAACAUUUUGCGAUUACACGAGAUUAAUAAUUUUCCUCGUGAAUAUACGCGCUUAAUAAAGUCGAAACAUAUAGAUAAAUCGUUAUGCUUAUUGCUUCUUUUCUGUGAAUUAAUUGCAUAUACAUAUCUAUUAUUCUAUUUUAAUAAUAUGUACCGGAGCGGAGAAUCACUCUGAGAAUAGAGGAUCACUCGUAAGUAGAUAAAACGCUUAUACGAAAAAGAAAAAAAGAGAGAGAGAGUGAGAGAGAAAAUUAACAUUUUUUAAUUUCUUUUUACACAACAUCCUAUAUAUAAUUUGUAAAAUAAUUUGAUAUAAAACAUAUAAAUAGAUCGGAAUUUUGGUUGGAAUAAUAGUUGCACUAAAUUUUAAUUUAAUGUAUGUAUCUAGUGCCAUAAAAAUAAUUUGACACGUGCCAAUCCAACGAGUUAUGGGUUCAGCUGUACUUCUCGAAAUUUCAGUAACUGUUUAAAAAAAAUAAUGUACGUGUAAAUUGGGAUUUGUGUAAAAUAUGUUUGUCGAUUUGUACAGGUGUGUCAAUCGACGAAUGUGUUCCGUAUUUACGAGGGAUAUAUAAAAUGUAAAACUUUAGAUUUUGGGACGCAAUCAUCCACUCCAUAUUUGAAUCUAUUAAUAUCCAAUCGAAUUAAAUAUCAGAUACGUACGUGUUUCAUUAUUUUCAUUAUGCAGAAAGAUUUCUUUAAUAUUUGAGAAAAUUUCGGUGCAAGACAAACAUGUGUAUUCCAGAAUUGCGUUUUUUUUCUUUUUUCCAUAUUCUAAGGUUGACGUCAGAUAUUAGAUGGAACUUGUAAAAUAAACUCGUUUCGCACAAACGGCGAAGAUUGUAGUAACGAGUUGUAAAUCUUGUAUAAAAUUUAGAUUCGUAUGCAGUGAAGAUGAGAUGGGGCUCAGAAAUUCGUGGUGUUUGUGCAGCGAAUCUUUCCAGAUCAUUUGUUGCCUUGUUGACAUUUCCAAAGAUCGAAACCGAUAUAAUUUCCGUGGGUUACCGUAUUUAGAUACCAUAGAUAUGCGACAAUGAAAUCUUUAGACUUUAAAUUCUUUGUUAUUCACGAGAAAAAGGAAAUAUACGUAUACGAAGUCCUUCAUCUGUAGUAUCAAAAAUUGAACUUAUCGGAAUUAUACUGGUUUCAAUCCUUACUUUCUAAUGACGCAAAACAUGCUAGUUGUUAUUUAAUAUAAAUUUGCAACAUGUAAAUAAUUGUCAUGUUGGUUAGUAUAAAUAAAAGCUCCGGUCCGCUCCAUCGGUCGCAUCGCGAGGAGAAUUAUGCUAUCAACCGGAGAAAUUUGACUUCACGAACUUUCCUGAUAACAUAGCCAAGGCCCUAAUAAUGAAGAAAAAUUCUAAUAUACUUAAACUAAUGUAGUUACUCUUAAUUUUAACUAAUAUUAACACAUUGAAAAUCCUAGUUGAUGAAAUGAGUGAUCCUGAAUUUGAUGAAAUAUUUCAUGACUCGUUAUUUAUUAUCAUAACAAUGCAAUCUAUGUAAAUGAAUGAUAUAUUAUGUUAAUAAUAAUAUUUACAGCUUCAGUUUUCUAGCUUGAUCGUGUGAUUAAUUUGGUACGAACAUUUACUUACAUUUGAAUACACCGUGCGCGCGUGCAAGAGAGAGCAGGUACAUAUGUAUAAUUAUAGAUCUAUAGAAUAUAAAUGUGUGUGUGUUUGUAUGAUAUAUAUUCAUGAGUUAUUUGUGUAUGUGAGUGAAAAAAUAGAGACAUUUGCGCAAACGUCUGCACCGAACAAAUGAGAAAAACUUAUUUUAUUAAUGGUGUUGACAUUACCCAUCGUUGUACUAAAAUUUUAUAAAAUAUAUUAAUCGAGUUAUUUA